Messenger RNA from Phyllopteryx taeniolatus (common seadragon), 961 nucleotides. It is a transcript of the gene fkbp1b, whose product is annotated as FKBP prolyl isomerase 1B. The transcript is spliced from 4 exons. Bases 200 to 526 code for a protein of 108 amino acids. NCBI's taxonomy places the organism in Eukaryota, Metazoa, Chordata, Actinopteri, Syngnathiformes, Syngnathidae. Gene Ontology annotation, molecular function: peptidyl-prolyl cis-trans isomerase activity. The record is from RefSeq and is a predicted model, not a curated record.
CUUUGGCCAGUGGGAGUCCAGAAAUCUGCUCUCUCCCUCCUCAUAUCUCGACUGGGAGGCUCUCGGCGGCGGUCGGGUGACGACUGCAUGCUGUCCUUCGGCGGACACCGAGCUGUUACGGUAGCGGCCAUACGAGGAAACGCUCGCCUGGGAAGGACUUAUGUUCUACGGCUAGAAAUCGACGAAGUAUCGGAGAACCAUGGGCGUGGAAGUCGAGACAAUAUCUCCCGGUGAUGGAAGCACAUUUCCAAAGAAGGGUCAGACGUGUGUGGUUCAUUACAUAGGUAUGCUGCAGAACGGCAAAAAGUUUGACUCAUCCCGAGACAGAAACAAGCCCUUCAAGUUCAAGAUCGGACGCAACGAGGUGAUCAAAGGCUGGGAGGAAGGCGUGGCUCAGAUGAGCCUCGGCCAGAGGGUGAAGCUCACCUGCACGCCGGACGUUGCCUAUGGCCUCACGGGCCACCCCGGCGUCAUCCCUCCCAACGCCACGCUCGUUUUCGACGUGGAACUACUCAAACUGGAGUGAAAACAGUUGUGCGGAGGAACCCGGUUGAUGCGCUAACGCUCCCCCCAACGCCAUCCCUCUCUUGUCCCAGUCACUAUUUAAAUGCAUCCAAAGUCAUACUAUACUGCAAUCAAAACACUCACAGCCUUACAGUGUUAGCAACAGAGCAUAAGCACAUUAAAAAAUAAAGUCCCUACGUCUUGACUGGGUAUUUUCUAUACAAACACAAUGCUUACAUACACUACUGACCUGAUUGCAUCACCACUUUAAUCAGGGUUUGUCCUGCUGAAUGCUCCUGAAAACAUUGCCAUAACUAUGUAUUUGUAACCUCUUUCCCAAUAAAAAGCAUUGACUGCACGUGUGUUUUCCCUAGUCAACCCGGUCAGAUGGCGUACAGAACUGUUGCUGCUUAUCAUUUUUGUUGAUUAACUCUAAAAUAAAAAUGGCAUGUUAUUA